AUGUUCACGAGGGCUGCACUGCACGAUGACAAGGCAAUUGAUCUUCUCCGAGAUGCUGGGGCCAAUAAAUCUCUCGUCCGUACUCACACACCACCACAAAUCCCGAUAAGGGAGCCCGGAGAUAGACGAAAGGCCGGGAGGAAAUGGCUGGGGCCGCCCAUUUCCUCCCGUCCAUCAAAGCAGGUACCACAACGCGGAUUUUGCGUGUUUCCAGACCGUAUGGAGGAGGAAGGAGAAUGGAAGGUCGCGAGUGACUGCUUUCGAUCAUGGAAUCUGAUGAUUGGAGCAAAUCAUGCAAAGUUCCUCGGAUUCGUGACUUCAGCCGGCACGAGAAUCGGAUCCCGGAUGCAUCCCGUCGACCGCAGACGAACGUCAGUCGACCGGGAAAACGUCUCGGAAUCCCGACGGACCGACCAAGAUUCGAUUCGUCGAGAUGCUCAUCGUCCCCUCGGCCCCAUCUCCCGAAUUCCGGGGAUUCCGUCGUUGAGGAAGGUCACGAACGAUCGAGAUGCGUCGUCGAGCGAUCCUUUUGCCUUCAUCAUCAGUCAAUUUGGUGCCCGUCCCGGCCGAUCACCGACCGGAAGCGUCGAAAGGGCUCCGUCGGGCGAGGAGAUGCGAGGCCCCUCUCUGAGGCCCCUCCUCGAGGCCCCUCCCGAGAGCAUUCUUCACCUUUUCCACUUCGAUUUGCUUUCAUCUCGAUUACGUGGACUGUCCCAGAGCAGCUCACCCCAGGAGUUAACACGAUACACUGCAAAGAACAAUGACACGUCCCGGCAAAGGCGAAAGAAGCUUAAUGGUUUCCUAUAUACAGCGAUCGACGGAUACAGCCUGAUCUGGCUUUGCAAGCUCUCCCUGCAGCGAGACCGAGAUCCCUCGCUGCCAACGGAACUCCGCCUCAUCGGCUGGAAUGGAACCAUGAAGGGGCUGACGGGGCUCGUGUGCGUUCUCUCUGCGGUGACAGCGAUGGGUUCGAACGAGCAAGGUGCUGGAGGGGAUCUGGAAGGGAAUCGAGCCCGGGUUUGGAUGGAAGAGGCAGAGGAGGGCAUCGCUCUUCACCUCCUGGCAGCCAGCAGCGUUUUAUCCAUCUUCAUAUGCGUCCUCAUGUUUGUCGGACAUGUGAUCACGAUCCGAUACGAGAAUCAGGAGUCCACGCUCUUGGCCGUGGCAUUCCUCACCUCUCACGUCUUGGGAGACAUCACCACCAUCCUUGCUAUAAAGGUCCCCUGGGUGGAGACGAGUUGUUUCGUGCUGGCAACGAUACAUCAUUGCAUUCAUCUUGCCACUCUCGGCUGGCUAUUCUUGAUCACCCUGACAACAUGCGGACCCUGGAGGACCAAGGGUGACCACUUCAUCAUGCUGUUCUUAUCAGCUCUCUGGAUCUUGUUCUGCGGGGUAAUGGAUCCAAACGUUUAUCGAACUUCACCCCCCUGUUCCGUGUCCUUCUAUCGAGGGAUGCUUCUCGGCUACGUUGGACCAACGUGCCUCAUUCUCAUGAUCAACACUGGAUUGGUGUUGGCAAGAAUGCGUCGAUUCUUGAAAGCUGUUCCCAUAGAAGACGAGGAAGACGAUCAGAAACCCGGCUGCGGGGAAGUGGGAGGAGCCGCCGCUCUCCCUUCAUUCUACGUCGUUUUCUGGUUCUUCGAGAUCCUCACCAUGGAGAACAAUUACAUCGGCCUCGCCCUUGCCUCCAUGGCCACACAACAAAUCACCAACUUGACAUUCCUGAGGUACCAUGGCCCAUGUUGGAUAGAUGCCUGGACCCUCCUCACCCGUCCGGUGAUGUACAAGAAAUGGCACGACAAUCCCGGGGCAUGCCAGUACGAUAAGGAAACCUAUAGUGUGAGUGUGCCACUUGUCCAAGAGGAACAGGCUGACAUUGAAAUCUCCCUUGUGUCUAGGGCCGAAGAUUAUACUGCCCUACCCUCUCAUUCCACUCAUUUACAGUCUCAAAUCCUCAACUCUCUGUGAUUGUCUACAUUCGUUCCCUCUGUCCGUGUCUCGUGGAGCGCCUCUAAAAAGAAAAUAAACUGCUGCUAGG
This is a messenger RNA of Darwinula stevensoni, 2038 nucleotides long. The record is from the annotation of a GenBank genome assembly. Lineage: Eukaryota; Metazoa; Arthropoda; Ostracoda; Podocopida; Darwinulidae.